Messenger RNA from Eruca vesicaria subsp. sativa (arugula), 1662 nucleotides. Lineage: Eukaryota; Viridiplantae; Streptophyta; Magnoliopsida; Brassicales; Brassicaceae. The record is from the annotation of a GenBank genome assembly.
CUCCAUAACUGACUUUUAUCAUCAUCAACAACCACCCAUGCUCAACCUUGCAAUAAAAGAAGACCUAAUCUUCUCACUUAUUAUGUCAUCUCCAUCAUACCUACUACUUGAUAGAAUCAGAUAUAUGCAGCACAAUCAUACACAAGCUCUUUCUCUCUCUGUUUUGUUACACUUGUGUCAUUGGCUUUGACGUCAUACGACUUGAAUUCUUAUCCAAUUCGAAUCUCUUACCAUAAAUUCUCAUUUUCUCAUUCCUCCAAGAAUCUUGAUUUUGCCACUUCUUUUUAUACUCUUGCUCUGUUUUUCUCUUAUUUCUGUGAACGUGAGAAAAAAAAUGGUAGUGCUGUAAGCUCGAUUUCGCUCAGACAAGUGUCGCCUUUCUUGAGUUCUGUAAUACUUUUAUGGAUUUAUCUUUGGGCAAAAAAGGUUUCAGUUUUGCGCUAAGGAACAAGAAGUGGAUAUUACUUGCACUCAGUGGUUACGGCGCCUUUAGGGUUUACCACUCUCCUUCCAUCUCCCAGAAACGCAAACGAAUCUCUAAACUCUUCACUCUCCUCUUCAACCUCAUCGAAGCAUCCUCUGCUUCCGCCGAAGCGGUUAGCGUGAUCACCAAGGAUCUAACAGAGUUUCUAAAAUCAGACUCCGACCAUAUCCCAAACAGCUUCAGACAGAUCUCCAAACUCGCGAACUCUCAUGAGCUAAACUCCUCCUUGAUCAGAUUCACACAAGCUAUCACCGUUGGGUUACUCAGAGGCUACCGGUUAGAUGAAACCGGUUCCGGUUUUACGGAUCACGUUAUGGAUAAGCUUUUCACGAAAACCGGGUCCGGUUUCGCUUCGGUUAUCGUCAGUAGCUUCGCUAAAAACUUGGUCGUUGCUCUCUACUCCGCAUCAUCAUCCUCCGGCGAAUCGAAAUUGCUCGACGCGGUUUGCUCAGACGACGGGAGGAAGCUAAUCGGCGACUGCGUUCAGCGUUUCGUGAGCAGUGCGGUUUCGGUUUAUCUCGAUAAGACAAACGACGCUAACGUUUUCGACGAUUUAUUUUCCGGUUUAACUAAUCCGAAACACGAGGACAAGGUUAAGCAGACGCUAGUAACGGUAUGUAACGGUGCUGUUGAAACGUUUGUGAGAGCGUCGAGAAGAAAAACAACUGAACCGGAAUCGAACCGGACGUGGUUGGAUGGGGUAUCGUCUUCGUUGUCUGUACCGAGUAACCGGAAAUACGUGGUGGAUUUAACCGGGAAGGUGACGUUUGAGACGGUUAGGUCGUUGUUAGAAGUGUUGAUCGAGAGAGCGAAUGGGAAAGUGGAGAGUUACGUGGAGAGAGUUAGAGAGAAGGGAAAUGAGACGAGGAGAUUUGUGAGAGUUAAAUCAUCACUUCUUCGUAGUUUAUGUUUGUCUCUGUGUUUACAGAUUGUUGAAGCUCCAUGGAUACUGACUCCAAGAAACUGAUCAGGCUACAAGACAACUUUUUCUUUUUUUAUGUUACACUAAACUUUUGUGUUUUGUUUAAUUCUUAGAUUCAUAGAAAUUUCCAUGUAAAAUUGCCUUUUUCUACAAUUGGAAAAUGAUUGUUUUUGACUUGGGAAAAAAGAAAGGGGUUUCAUUUGAAUGUUUUGGAUUCGGAUAUUUGGAUAAUGAUCAAAGAUGUGGGACAUUGUUU